GACUCGGCUAAUAUUUUUAGCGCGAAAACCGGUGUCAAUUUGGAGAAUCCAUCAACCGUAAAGGAAUUUGAAGACAACGACCAACCGACAAACCACGACACCGCCCUCAUUAAAUAACGAAGGACACGAUGUCGACCUUCGAGCCAGUCAUCACGAUCGAUGCCAAGGGUCACCUUCUUGGUCGACUUGCAAGCACUGUUGCAAAGCAGUUGCUCAACGGCCAGAAGAUCGUCGUUGUACGAUGUGAGGCCUUGAACAUCUCUGGAGAGUUCUUCCGUGCGAAGCUCAAGUACCACGCCUACCUCCGAAAGAUGACCAGAUACAACCCAACCCGUGGAGGUCCUUUCCAUUUCCGUGCCCCAUCCAGAAUCUUCUACAAGACCGUCCGUGGUAUGAUUCCUCACAAGACCGCCCGUGGUGCCGCCGCCAUGGAGAGACUUAAGGUUUUCGAGGGUGUCCCACAACCAUACGACAAAGUCAAGCGCGUUGUCGUUCCCCAAGCUUUGAGAGUGUUGAGAUUGAAGCCUGGACGCAAAUACUGCACUGUCGGUAGAUUGAGCCACGAGGUCGGAUGGAAAUACCAAGAUGUUGUCGCUAGACUUGAGGAGAGAAGAAAGGUUAAGAGCGCAGCAUACUACGAGCGCAAGAAGGCAGCACGCAAGCAGCUUUCAGAAGCCCAGAAGUCUGCUAAGAUCGACGAUAAGACCAAGACUGAGUUGGCUGCUCUCGGCUAUUAAAUAUCCUGGACCUUAUUUGAUGUGAUUUUGCGCUGCUGGGUGGAUGGAUUGGGUUGUUUAACGGUUUCUUCUUUUCAACAAUAACAACGUCAAUGCUUUGUUCUACCAUUCAUUGGAAGAUCUCAAGGCCUGGUAUUCAUUUACCAUUUACACAAUAUUGGGAAAUGCUGUAAUGGCAAAAGGAGUCUGAUGCAGCAAGGAACUCUGAUGUGUAAUGCUUCGGCUUGCAUGCAGUUCAUAGCAAAAUGAAAAGCCCAAGGCAUGAAUCAAGAAUGAAUACAUUGCGUUUGGUCUUGUGGAAAUGGAAGUGGAAUUGUGAAAAAUAAUAUUGAAAUCCAUUUUAGUUACAGUUUAUGAAUGAGCAUCGGUUUGGUACAAGUUACUUUAAAUUCUUUGUGAAUUCAAAGAGCAGUUUUGUUGGAGAGAGUACGGUGGAUCUUAUGAAACUUGAGCUUAUAAGAUCAUCAUGAUAUGAUGUAAUUUGUUGGCUACCUUUAACAGCUCAACUGAUAUACCCAUAGGUAGAACCAAAGAUUUCUAGAUUCCCAAACUUUCAAGGAUCUGAUCGUCCACCAUUAUUAUUUUGUUGAAGUGCUUUGCAUUUACCCCUUAUCACCACCUCCCAACUUCCCAUUUUGCAUUCUCAUGUUCUGUUGAAGCACCUUUCGGUUAUUGUAAACCCUCCUUUCCGUCUUCACGGAUUACCCAGGUAGGAAUAUAUGAUUACGAUGCACAUGAUUAUGAUGUUCAAUUGGGAUCUUCAUGGAAUUCUUCGUAAAUCAAGCAAGACAGAUGCA
Molecule: messenger RNA, 1534 nt
Organism: Botrytis sinoallii
Lineage: Eukaryota; Fungi; Ascomycota; Leotiomycetes; Helotiales; Sclerotiniaceae
Exons: 6
Coding region: 129-737 (202 amino acids)
Biological process (GO): translation; negative regulation of translation
Cellular component (GO): cytosolic large ribosomal subunit; ribosome
Molecular function (GO): structural constituent of ribosome; mRNA binding
Source: RefSeq, a predicted model, not a curated record